GCGGAGAGACAGGGAGAGUGAGAGAGGGAAGAAAGAAUCCAGACUGCACUGCCCUGCUGGCUUGGCCUGCUAAUCUCUAACCCUUAAAAGGGGAGGCUUUUUGAAUCCUGGUUUCUUAAAUUCUCCCUUCGCUUGUGACUGAGGAUCCCUGGACUUUGGAGAAACUCUUUGGUCUUCUCCCUACUGGACUUGGAUUUGGAGACUCAAAUUUGGGUUGCAGCUCUGUUUCCAACUUUCCAUGUGACUUAGAAAGAUUCUUAACUUCUCUGAGUCAUUUUCACCUGUAAGUGGGAAUGAUACUCAUCUGAUACCCGGUCAUUGUGAAGGUGAAAUGAGAAAGAAUUUCCACACUGAUUAGUCAACAGUGGAAAAUCUGAAGAGAUGCAAGUAGGAAAAAGAAACUAAACCAGGUCUGAGGAGCAAUGCGACAGGCAUGAUGGAGGUUGAGUCCUCCUACUCAGAUUUCAUUUCCUGUGACCGGACAGGCCGUCGAAACGCGGUCCCUGACAUCCAGGGGGAUUCCGAGGCCGUGAGCGUGAGGAAGCUGGCUGGAGACAUGGGCGAGCUGACGCUUGAGGGAGCAGAAGGACAGACAGAAGUGGGCACCCCAGACAAGGAAGCUAGUAACCAGCCCGAGAGCAGCGAUGGGACCACCUCGUCUUGAGUCGGACUUUGCCCAUGGAGGAUGGAAAAGAGACCUGCUGUCCUCACCGGGACAGGGAGCCCUGGCACUGGCCUGGCAGUCUCUUCUCUGAGCCCCUGUCCCAGGCAGGCCAGGCCAGAGUGAAAAGGCACCCCCAGAGGCCACCGUGGCCCCUGCCCUGGCCAAGCCCUCCACCUGCACCCUCAGGCUGCACUGGCCCACCUCCUCCUCACUGUGCCCAGGUACACCUUCGAGGCCCUGUAGCUGUGGGGUGUUAUUUAUUCAGCAGGCAUCUGAGUGAGCAGCCCCCUCAAGAACGCAUCUCCACAGGUGGCCUGGGCAACAGCCACAGCCCAGCUCUGCCCCCCUCUCCAAGCCCAACCUUCUGGGUCAAGAUCUUCACAUCCCUUUUUUAAAAAACACUUUUAAACUUUUUAAAAACUUUAAACCUUUUUUCAGCAGAGAGGGAGAGAGCUGGCUUUUUUGGGGGGUGGGGGGCAGGGGAGGCAUUAUAAGCUAAACUGACCUUCUAUGCAGCUCUGCAUCCUCUCAUGGAGCUCCACAGAUCCAUUUAUAGGGAAGGGGUUUUGUGCUCAAAACUGACCAACUCUGCCCUUUCUACCAAGAUAAGUGACACCUAGGACCCAGGAAAUAAAUGCUGAUGAUUUGUG
This is a messenger RNA of Nyctereutes procyonoides (raccoon dog), 1314 nucleotides long. It is a transcript of the gene PKIG, whose product is annotated as cAMP-dependent protein kinase inhibitor gamma. The record is from RefSeq and is a predicted model, not a curated record. Gene Ontology annotation, biological process: negative regulation of cAMP-dependent protein kinase activity. The transcript is spliced from 5 exons. Gene Ontology annotation, molecular function: cAMP-dependent protein kinase inhibitor activity. Gene Ontology annotation, cellular component: nucleus; cytoplasm. The coding region runs from base 434 to 664 and encodes 76 amino acids. Lineage: Eukaryota; Metazoa; Chordata; Mammalia; Carnivora; Canidae.